AUUUUAUUAAAUGUGAUAAUAAAACUAUUUUGAACUUAAAUAUGAACUUCUUUCAGUAUUCCGAGGCGAAUCCAGUUUGUGUUACUGGAACAUCAUAUUUAAGUGAUAGACGAAGCCUUGUUAUUCCUUCAUCAGUGGCUAGAGUAACAGCCGAUGUUGAUACCCUGCCACCCUUGCCCCCACAACCUCAAGAUCUCCAACACGCGGCUCCUCAAGAUUUCAUCUCCCCAGUUCGCCGCACGCAAUCUCCACGACGAACAACUCCACGCCGUAGGCGGCGAUUGAUACCUGCGUCUCCACCUUCUCAGAGGCGGUCACAGCUUACCAGCCUCACUGAUCGCUUCCUGAGAGUGGAGGAGCAGCGGUUAGAAUUAGAUAGCAGAAGUGUAGCUGUAUUAGAAAAUAUGGCUAGACUAAUGAGGGAAUUCUUGCAACGAGACCAAGAUACGUGUCAUGAGGUUAGCCAGGGAUUGCUGGCUGUAGGGGAGGGAUUAAAAUUAUUAGCCGAAGCAUUAAAAAAAUAA
This is a messenger RNA of Galleria mellonella (greater wax moth), 524 nucleotides long. RefSeq lists its product as uncharacterized. Lineage: Eukaryota; Metazoa; Arthropoda; Insecta; Lepidoptera; Pyralidae. The transcript has 3 exons. Bases 42 to 524 code for a protein of 160 amino acids. The record is from RefSeq and is a predicted model, not a curated record.